Symbiodinium pilosum is the source of this 2454-nucleotide messenger RNA. The record is from the annotation of a GenBank genome assembly. Lineage: Eukaryota; Dinophyceae; Suessiales; Symbiodiniaceae.
AUGCUCAAAGAUCACGAGCUGCCCCUCGCAGAUGUGCUUCAAGCCAAAGUUUGCGCAAUCAGGGCAAUGGCUGAAGCUACCGCAGCAUACCGCUUUGAAAACGCGAAGCAGCUGAAGCACCUGCGUGAUGCCUUGGCAGUUGAGCAGACGGCCUUGUGGGCACGCCUGGCUCAAGCCAAGGAGUUGCAUCAGGCGAUCACCGCGCGGGUGGCCGAGGCUGUGGAGAUUGAAGACUUCGACAAAGCUGAGGAAGUUUACGAGCUUCAAAGACUUGCAGAGGACUGCAUCAAAGGCUUCGAGCUAGAUGAAUCUCAAGGUGGAUCUGCCGACCUGACAUCUGGGGCAAUCUCGCUUGGAACGGCAUCAUCACUUGGACUCCUUGAAGGUGACUUCACUGUGGAGUUUUGGAUGCGAUGCCACGAUGUUGCAAAUCAAUGUCCGCUGCUCACUGGCGAUCCCUCAAGCUCUGGAAGCUUUCCGUCGCUCUAUGCAAAGCCUGGCGGAGGCAUCCAGUUGGACUUUGCCGGCGGUAGCAGCUAUUCCUCGAGGAUGCGCUUGCAACAGACACGGAGGUGGACGCAUGUAGCCUUCUCAUUCAGCUUUAGCGCGACUGACAACGACUUCAAGGUGAUCAUCUACCAGGAUGGUCUGCAGGUAGAGUUUGGAAGCGAGAUCUGGGCCAUCAACGUUGACUCCGAGAUCAGGCUCGGCCCCUUCCCUGGGAAGUUGGCAGAGUUCCGCAUUUGGGACCAUGCACGGGCUGCGGAGGAGGUGGAAACAUGGAUGUCUCGUCGAUGCAAGGGUGACGAGCCAGGUCUCGCCUGCUGUCUGAGUCUCCGGCCUGCGCGUGGUUUGUCGGACUCCACUUUGGAUCCAGAAAAGGCUCUGGCAGCAGGGCAUUUCUUUUCUGACCGAGGGCAAUGGGAUGGUCAGAUCACUUGGGAUGGGGACUGCCCCAGCCAACUUCUUGAUCCAGGAGUUGAUCUUCCAUACGAGCUUGUGUCGGAAUGCCCAAUCUGCUCGAUUGCAUUUACAGAGGGCUCGCACUACUGCAGAGAGUGCGGAAAGAAGCGUCCACGAAAACAGGUGAAGCCUGACACUGCCACCAUCAGCGACCCGUGGAGCGACCAGAGCUUGCUACGAGCGUGGCAGUGGCUCGAUAGCUCGCACGAGACGAAGGUUGGCGAGCGAAGGCGAAUGGUUGAACGCCGGCAGCUGGAAUCUGAGACUCGUCAGGAAGGGGAGCGCCAGCGAAAGGCAUACUUGGAAUGGCAAGAGCAGCAAAGACAGCAGGAAGAGAUGGAAGCAAAGCUCAAAGCGGAAGAGGUGCGGCCAGGGAGUGAGGUCCGCCUACCCAUAUGGAAAGCGGCCGAGAGGGUACAGGAGGAUGAGCGCAAUCUGCGGUCCAUGACGGUCUCCAAGGUGCCUGGAGAGCCGCCGCAUCCACAGGUCCCUCACCGCUUUGGGGCAACAAUGACCUUCAUAUCCACCGACACAGGAAUGGACACAAACCUGACCAUGCUGACGCUUGGUUUCUUCCAGAGGCUGUUCUUUGAUCGAGGCUUCACCAACAUGUUCGCUUGGGCUGGGAAUGCUAUGCUCUCUGAGUAUGCGGGGGAGCACAUGGUAGCUGGACGCAGCUGCCAGCUGUGGCGCUACCGCGCAGCGAUCAAGAAGUUGCAGUCUAGCUACCACUUCAACGAGAUCACCACACAGGCAGACUGCACAAUUGUUGACCAGACUCUUUUGGAAAAGCCUUCAAUUUGUGACAGCGUUGCUCCAGCCUGCGAGAACGGGCGCGGGGCUGGGCCCGUCACUUUGGAUGCUUUCGUUUUCCAUCCUGGCAUUUCAGCCGCGGACUACAACCUUGAGGACCAGAAUGUGGCCGAUCUGCACGGGGAUGCGCUUUUCAUUUGUAUGGACUGCCUCGGGAACCAGACGUCCUUCAUCGACCACAACUACACACGGAUCUCGCGGUACUCAUUGCUAGUUUCGCCAGCUUUCGGCCAGUAUGCCUUGUGCAAUGGUUACCCAGACACCUCGCCACCAGGGCCUGUCUGCGAUGGUGGUGAUGCCCGUUUAGUGGGUAAAGAGGCUCCUUUCUUUGCUGGAGAUGGAGAGAGCAGGUGCGCCGCCGACAGCCCCAUCGGUUUUUGGUAUGGUCUUCCCAAGUCGGGCCAUUGUGCGCCCGGCGAGGUCCCGGCAAAGACGGCAUCGGAGUCUGGCUGCACGUGGUCCAUCAUUAAGCGUCACAAGACAAUCAACCAGACCUGCCUGCUGAACGACCACCACUACUUGUCCUUUUGCCAAGCUGACUUCAAAGAGGGUGCAAGCUUUCCAAGGAGCCAAGCUGCGCUUUUGGCAGCUUUCAGCUCCGAGGACGCAUCUCAAGGCGGCUGUCCAGAUAUCGGUGGGCCUGACUUCCAGUCGGAAGUGACUUCCCUGGUCGUGUGA